UUCAACUUUUUUUCGUAAGAAAAUAAAGAAAUUAAAAUUUUAACUUUUUUAAAAAAAAAAAAAAAAAAAUAAAGUGCUUUUCUACAGCCCCAAGUGAACGUGGGUUUGAGGAGAGAGUUCUUGGUGUUUAUAUAAACAAUUAACAAAAGACUCAGAUUUCAUUCUCAAACCUCCUCUCUUCCCUCUUCUCUCUUUCCCUUCUUCAACCACAUCACUCAUUUUCUUUACCAAAUUUAAAGAAAAACAAAACAAAGAAAUGGAAGAUACAAGGUCCAGAUUCAAGAGAAUUUGUGUUUUUUGUGGAAGCAGUUCUGGGAAGAAGCCUAGCUACCAAUCUGCAGCUAUUGAACUUGGCCAAGAACUGGUGGAGAGAAGGAUUGAUCUUGUUUAUGGAGGUGGGAGCGUGGGAUUGAUGGGUCUUGUUUCUCAGGCUGUUCAUGAUGGCGGGCGACACGUUCUAGGAAUAAUCCCAAGAACCCUAAUGCCUGUGGAGAUAACUGGAGAGACCGUUGGAGAAGUCAAACCGGUGUCGGAUAUGCACCAAAGAAAGGCCGAGAUGGCUCGACAAGCCGAUGCUUUCAUUGCUUUACCUGGAGGAUAUGGGACCCUUGAAGAGCUUCUUGAAGUUAUUACAUGGGCACAACUUGGAAUCCAUCGCAAGCCAGUGGGAUUGUUGAAUGUGGAUGGAUAUUACAAUUCGUUGCUAAGUUUCAUCGAUAAGGCAGUUGAUGAAGGCUUUGUUUCUCCAACUGCACGUCGUAUUAUUGUGUCUGCUCCAACUGCCAAGGCUUUAGUCAGACAACUUGAGGAAUACGUACCGGAGUACGACGAGAUAACGUCACAGUUAGUGUGGGAAGAUGUUGACAGGAGAAGUUACGUGGCCGAAUCAGAGGUUGCCACGUAAUGAUGGAAGCUAGGUCAAAGUCUUUGAUGGAAAAAGGCAUUGUUUUGUCGUUUUCUUGGGUAUAUAAUAUUUUUAUAUAAAUAUAUAAUAUUAUAUAUAUUUAUGAGCAAAGCAUGUGAUCUUUGCAUAGGGCAGCAACUUCCAACACAGGGAACUAUCCUUUUUCUUUUUUCUUUUUUUCCUUUUCUUUUCUUUAAUUUCCUUUUGGGAUUUUAGGUUUUGAAGUUUUUUAUUUUUUUUUGUGGGCAUUUUAGCCAUUUUAUGUAUACAUGUUGGAAGUGAAAAGAAAAAGAAAUUGGAAAUA
Molecule: messenger RNA, 1208 nt
Organism: Benincasa hispida (wax gourd)
Lineage: Eukaryota; Viridiplantae; Streptophyta; Magnoliopsida; Cucurbitales; Cucurbitaceae
Gene: LOG7
Product: Putative lysine decarboxylase family protein
Biological process (GO): cytokinin biosynthetic process
Cellular component (GO): cytosol; nucleus
Molecular function (GO): hydrolase activity, hydrolyzing N-glycosyl compounds
Source: RefSeq, a predicted model, not a curated record